GUUCCGGGCGCUUCUGCACUUAAGCUGGGCGCGGGGUACUGGGUUGCUGGGCUCCGAGAGCAAGAGAGCGGUCAGCGCGGAGCCAGAGCCAGAGCCGCGCGUCCUGUCCACAAGCCGACACCAGCACGCCGGCAUGGCCCCUACAGCGUCAUCGGGCGGCAGCACCCUGCCCAGCGGCUUCGCGGUUUUCACCACCUUCCCCGACUUGCUCUUUAUUUUGGAGUUUGUCUUUGGGGGCCUCGUGUGGAUCCUGAUCGCCUCGUCCCUGGUGCCCCUCCCCCUGCUCCAGGGCUGGGUGAUGUUCGUGUCUGUGUUCUGCUUCGUGGGCACCACUGUCCUGCUCUUCCUGUACCUAAUUGGUGCCCAUGGUGGUGAGACUUCCUGGGUCUCCCUGGAUGCAGUCUACCACAGUAUUACUGCCCUGCUGUACCUCAGCGCCGCUGUCCUGGAAGCUUUGGCCACCAUUUUAAUGCAAAAUGGCUUUAUAUACAAAUAUUACCAUGAAAACAUCGCUGCUUCGGUGUUUUCAUAUGCAGCCACUCUGCUGUACGUGGUCCAUGCGGUAUUUUCUUUAAUCAGAUGGAAGUCUUCGUAAAGCAGCAGAAGAACUUCAGCUGAAAACCCAGACGGUGUUAACUGAUCGGCCCGCCUUCCAGCACAACUUUCUAGCAUGCAGAAAUGCUCUCCAUGGUGGAAAAAAGAAACCAAAAAAAAAAAAAAAAAAAGCAAUGCUGUGUGUCUUGUGGGUGUUAUGCUGACUCUCCCCUGUCCCUCCUGUCAGGGUUGGGACCUGCUGCGUUUAACCUCCAACUACUGAGGCGUCUUUCAGGGUCAUCUCCUAUUUGUGAAAGGGGGCGGUGGGGUGGAGUGUGGAGUCUGUGAUCUGAGAGAGCAGGAAACAAAGAUCCCUGCUGACCCCUGGACCGGAUCUUGCGAACUCUCUGCUGGAAUCUUCCACAGGCUCUUUUGAGCCCCCAUCUCCAUGGGGGAAGAUGAUAAAGCUUUGAAAUACUUUAUAAAGUGCCUUUGUGUUCAAUA
Equus caballus (horse) is the source of this 1038-nucleotide messenger RNA. RefSeq names its product myelin and lymphocyte protein. Gene Ontology annotation, molecular function: structural constituent of myelin sheath. The record is from RefSeq and is a predicted model, not a curated record. NCBI's taxonomy places the organism in Eukaryota, Metazoa, Chordata, Mammalia, Perissodactyla, Equidae. Gene Ontology annotation, biological process: myelination. Gene Ontology annotation, cellular component: membrane.